GGGAGGAAUUAGUGAACGAAACUGUCCCGUACAGCCAUGUUCCACAUCAGCGAGCGAUUUGUUGAGCAAUUACAGUGUGUGAGAGGGGUUUCAGCCAUGUGCUGAACUCACAUUGCCUUUUUAAAAACAUUUUCCAGCCGAGUCGCCGCCUCGGAUGCGAGUCUCCCGAGUCGUCUCUGACACCAUGCUAGCCACAGUGACGGCUGUGGUUAGGUUUACUCAAUACAAUGGCAGUGUUGCGCCCACGUCGUGGGAGAACACAUCGGCAUCCCCCACUUGGAAACCGGAUCCCGAAGCCAACAUCACCAGGCCUCACAAGUGUCUGCAAGUUCUGUAUGAGGACAUUGGGAGCUCGAGGGUGCGUUUCUGGGACAUAUUACUGCUCGUGCCUAACGUGGCCUUCCUUGUGUUCCUGAUGUGGAAGCUGCCCUCCGCCAGGGCAAAGAUUCGACUCACCUCCAGCCCCAUCUUCGUCACCUUUUACCUGCUGGUGUUUGUUGUAGCAGCAGUUGGAAUCACCCGGGCCAUAGUGUCCAUGACUGUCAGUGCGUCCAGUGCUGCCACCAUCAUAGACAAAGUGCUGUGGGAAAUCACCCGAUUCUUCUUGUUGGCGAUUGAGCUCAGUGUUGUCAUCUUGGGACUGGCUUUCGGUCACCUGGAGAGCAAGUCCAGCAUAAAGCGUGUGCUGGCCAUCACUGCUGUGCUGGCUCUGGGGUACUCCAUAACACAGGGCACACUAGAGAUCCUUUAUCCAGACAGUCACCUCUCUGCUGAGGACUUCAACAUCUACGGCCACGGAGGACGGCACUUCUGGUUGGCCAGUUCCAGCUUCUUCUUCCUGGUGUACUCUUUGAUUGUGAUCUUGCCUAAAACUCCAGUGAGGGAGAGGAUAUCUCUGCCAUCUAAGAGGAGUUUCUAUGUGUAUGCUGCCAUCCUGGCUUUACUGAACCUUGUCCAGGGCCUGGGCAGCGCUCUGCUAUGUGCUGGAAUCAUCGAGGGCCUCUGCUGUGUGGAUGUCACCACGUUCCUGUAUUUCUCCACAUUUGCUCCGCUCAUCUAUGUCACAUUCCUCAAAGGCUUCUUUGGUUCAGAGCCCAAGAUCCUGUUUUCCUACAAGUCACAGGUAGAUGAGCCGGACGAAAGUGAUGUCCACCUUCCCCCCACUGUCGCUACAACUCUGGGCCGCAAGGAGCUGACUGACCAGGGCCUGUUCUACUCCUCCACCCAGAUUGAUGGCUCUGGUCCUAGCAGCUCUCGUAUGGUGGGAGCAUAUCUGGAUGAUGUUGCCUCUGGACCCUACGGCUCCAGUAGCAUUAAUAGCAUUGAAGCUGACCGCUGGAGACCUAUCAAUGCAUGAAAGGACAAAGAGUGGAGUGGAGAAAGAAGAAGAUGGUUGUCCAGCUGGACUUAAACGUUACGCACGUUACGCACGUUACGCACGUGACGUGUAUUAGGCAGGAUGGCAACCAGAGGAGUUGGCCAAAACAAAGUAUUUGGACAUCAAGGAAGACUAAUCUUAGUCCUUCUCUGAGCCCAAGAUAAGUUAACAAGUUAACAAGUAGACACUUGACGAGGGACCUUUGCUCACCAAUUAUAUGGAGGACUGUGAAUUUAACAACUGCUUUUGUAACACUGUUGCCACUGCUGCUGUAGCUCCACACUAGGAAAACUAUCCCUCAUCGUGGCCCCUGACAGACUCCAUAUUGAUUGUGUUCCACAGGCUUUUGACAUGCAGGGGCUUAGCGACUCGUCUCAGCACGUCUUCUGUCAUUCCAGCAUCAACCGCUCAAUCUUCAGUGAUGUCGUUUUAGCCCCAUUUUAAGUACACAACUAUUACAGACCUAUCUAACAUUCUUUUGAUGUCAACUCAACAUCUGUACAUUCCCACUAAAGCCUUUGAGUAACAGCAUCUCUACUGACUUUGUUAUCUGCUGCCUCUUCACCGUGCCUCUUCAUACAAGGCAAGACUCAUGCUGAUUCAUUCCCAUAGGUGUACUUUGUCUUCUGAAGUAGGUGCUGUUCUUCCUGUUAUCAAGUGAACGGUGUUAGUCAUGUGUGUGUCACUGCAGUGUAAUAAGGAAAUUGAUCGCCUAAGUGCAGGCAUUGCAUUACCUUCAAAGACCACACGACAUCUGUGAGGCUGAGACCAGAACCAUUCUUGAACAAAUCAAAUAGCUUCUCAGGCAUAACCUCUCCUUCCAUGUCUUUCUGCUUUUAUUUAUUCCUUUUUGGUUUUGGUUUGAUUUCUCACAUGAUUAAUCAUUCUUGCUACUGAAAGCACAUUCGUCCGCCUCAUCGUCAAUAAGAAAGUGUAAUAAUUUGUGUGAUCUAAACAACAAAUGUGUAGAAACCUGCCUAUGUUGUGUAUUCAAAUUCGAAACCUGUGCGCUGUUCAUAUCAGCAGAUCUAAAUUAGCCAAUUCAGCUGGGGUUGCUGUUGCAAAGUUGAGUUUUUAUUUUGCUGCUAACCUCUUUUCCCUCCCUGUGUUUAGAGUUUUUAUCAAUGUUAUUGCAAGUAGUAAAGUUAGACCAAAAAGAAAAAUGUUGCUGAAUUUCGUAUCAUCAAAGGGUGGUACUCAUACGGCUUCAUUAUAACGAUAACUUUUCAUUCCUUCUGAGCAAUAAAUGCUCGGGCAGUUGAGUCAGUGAUGGGUAGUUCUAAGAUUACGUGGGGGAUAAAACUACUGCACUGUUGCAGAUGAUUUUUUUUCAUUCUGAUUUAUUUUAUUUCAAGUUUGACUUGUUCGUGUCUCGGCUCAACUCAUGAAAUCAUACUUGACAUACAAAGUAUUAUUACAAUUAUAUAUUUGGGUCUUUUGAAACCACCUCACAUCACAUGUACAGUGAGAAAAUAGUGAUGUUGGUUUUCCCCUGAACAUACUAUAUGAUUAGUAUGAAUGGAUUACUGUAUUUAAUCUCGCAGUAUUCAUAGAUUGUGGUGAAUUGUACACAGAAAAUAUAGGGUUGCAUUUAUUUUUUCACCAUGAUAAAGAAAGUAGAAAAAAGAAAAUACAGUAUUUGACUGACUUAAGACGUUUUUAUUUGUAUUUGAGUGCUCAUGAACGCUGCUGCAUAACUUGGAAUAAGAACAGUGGUUUGGAAAUCAAUUUUCUGUUUUACGACAUGCGUUCACACGCUGCAUUGUCAUUGAAUUGAAAUGCACGCUCUGGAUUCACAAGAUGUUUGUUGGUGAAAUAAUUUAGCAAAUGAUGUGUAAAUUGCCUUCUUUUAUUUAAGUGCAUUUGAUUGUAUAAUAUUCAGCCCGUUCUAAUGCAAUGUGGUGAGCAUUGCCUGAGCUACAGAAUAAAUCGUGGACUCUUC
Molecule: messenger RNA, 3320 nt
Organism: Scophthalmus maximus (turbot)
Lineage: Eukaryota; Metazoa; Chordata; Actinopteri; Pleuronectiformes; Scophthalmidae
Gene: tpra1
Product: transmembrane protein, adipocyte asscociated 1
Exons: 11
Coding region: 155-1357 (400 amino acids)
Biological process (GO): G protein-coupled receptor signaling pathway
Cellular component (GO): plasma membrane
Molecular function (GO): G protein-coupled receptor activity
Source: RefSeq, a predicted model, not a curated record